Molecule: messenger RNA, 1201 nt
Organism: Vitrella brassicaformis
Lineage: Eukaryota; Vitrellaceae
Source: the annotation of a GenBank genome assembly
CUGAUGACAGAUUGUCUAUGUGUGAGCCAUAAUGACACACAAGGGGCCUCAAUGACCAUGACCACAUCUAUCGUCGCACCACACGCGAGCAGCGCAGAGACAAACCUACAGACACAAUCGGAAUGCCACACCCACGUCACCGCGUGCGCAAGUCAUAUCAUAGCUGGUACAUCCAGGCCUUUGUGGUCCUCCGCGCGCCACUCCCCCCCUCCUUAGAUCCCCGUCUCUUCGCCGAGCCGCCAGACGUGCCCGAACUUUCACUCUUCAUCCCGCCGGCCUUGCUGCCCUUGGCCGCCUGCAUCCACAGACUGACCGUGUCUCUCUCUGUGGCCAUGUCUCGCUUUGGUCAUGUCACCUUGGCUUCUUUCUCGUCCUUUCUCCGCUCCUUCUCUAUCUCUUUCUGUUUCUUUGCCAUCGACUGGUGCAGCUUCUGCUUGCCCUCUGUCACGUCCAGGGCGGCAUCGAGCCCAGCCCGCACAUAGCUCUCAAGGGUGCCCAGAAUGGUGUCGGGCGGCUUUUGCACCCUGGCAGCGCGGCUGAGGCGCCGCUCCACCUUGGCCCGCUGGGCCCGCCGCUUGUCGACUCGCUCCUUGGCUGACUUGCAUUGGUAGUAGCGGCCUUUGGCGUGCUGCUUGCCCUCAAACUCGAUGGUCUUGGCCAGAUGCUCGAAGGCCUGCAUGCAUAAAGGAACGGAGAGGAGACACCAUCUAUGUUAUAUUUGAAUCGAUUUCGAUUGUGUGGGUCAUGCUGUUGGGUACCCAACCCACCCUACCUUUCUUUCGUUGCCGUCUUUCUCUUCCUGUUUCUUGAUCUGCAUGUCCGUCUCGAGGAUCUCCCUCUCCCACUCGGCGGCAAUAUGCACGGCGGCGUCAUACCUCGUGUACAGGACGUCCACCUGCGGCUUGAGGGCCUCGGCCGUCUCUUUCUCCUGCCGCCACUGUAUCCACGCAUCCAGCACCACACGCAUCCGCUUCGUCCACCCUGAUCGCAGACAGACAGACAGACAGACAGACAAUCGCAGACAGACAGACAGACAGACAGGGAUACACACAGAUUGCCGACGUACAUCAUGCAGGCUCGCCGACAUGAGGUCAUCCUAUCAAUGUCCCGCUUGGCCAUGGGCACACCAGCAGGCUGGUGCUUCAGCUUGUGUAUGGCGGCAUCGAGCUGCUUCCUCCUAUUGUCAGGGAGGGGUGGCAGG